GUUAUAAUUUUCAAGGAAUGAUGGAACAAGUUGAUUAGUGAAGUUCUUCAUCAAUUGAAGGAAUCAUGUCGACGUCCGAUUCAGAAUCGGAAGUAUUCUACGAUGCAGUCGAUUUUGCAUCGGGGGAUACUCUGCCACGCAGAUCAAUGCUUCAGAAUCCGUCAGUGAAUUCUGUGGGCGAAGCGGUAAAACCCUCGGUUACUUCUCAACCCGUCCUGGAAAAGUCUGAACUUUUUCGACAGCGACGUAAUGAGCUAAAGAAGCUCCGGCAAGCAUUAAUGGAGAGCGAAUUUGAAGACGAUUCUGCGCCAGCUGUUAGUAUGGGAGAAACAUCUUCACUGAGCAGCGCUAGCUCGUCACAAGGUGCUGCCUGUGGACCUCAGAGGGUUCCGUUUAGAAUUAUUGAAGAUGAUUCGAUCAGCCGUCGCACCACUGCAUCCCUGGGUUUUCUUUCUCGUGGUAACCCUGUACCAUUAGUUGGAUCCACCCGGCAGUUGUCAAAUUCCAUUGGCUCAUUGUCCGCGCCAAAACCAUAUUGGCACCAUUCAAGUCCCGAUGGAGCAAUUUUCAAGAUUCCUCAACCUAUGACUGCUCGUGGUCAAGAACCUGACUUAGUGGCUUGCUCGAAGAGCUCUGGAGUUCCGGUCACAUCGGAUUCAGAAAGCAACGUUGUUGAAGGAACGAGCGUGUCGUGUGAUUCUCCAGACAAUGGAGAAUUUGUGAUAAAAUCCCACGAAAUCCGUCUUCCAUCCGGAUCUUCAAAUGGCUCCGUUCCCGAGCCACCAGAUUAUUUACCACCCCCACCGAUUCCUCCCCCGCGUAAAAAGCGAGGUCGAAAAGUUGCUGCUUCUGUCACGAGUGAAGCAAGCGUUGCAUCGUGUUCUUCAAUUUCCACUCCGCCGACUGCUGCUCUUGGUCUAACAUCAUUCAGUACUCCCACAAAUGUUUUCAGUCCACCUGGUUUGCCUCGGGCAAUAACUCCUGACAAGUCUGCUAAUGCCGAAGUUUCCCUCGAUUUGGCUGAGGCCGUGAAGGGCCUGAGUUUAGUGCAACCGUUUGAUGAUGAAGCUGCUCGUGGUGGGGGAAAAGCUGCGUCAUUCCCACCGCAUCGGCAAGCAAGAAAGUAUGACUCAGGGGAAAACUCGAAGGAGAACACGUUGAAUAAAAACACUAUGAGUGGAUCCGAUACCCUAAGCUCAGUGCACAGCGAAGGUGGAAUUUCUAAGUAUUACAGCUUCUCCGACUCUACUUCCAGUAGCAGUAAACGUGCUAGUCUCAAAAGCCAAAAAUCUGCCUGCAAAAGUACAUCUGGUUCCAAGGAUUCUGGUAGCCAUAAUAAUUCCAAGUCAUCGACGCUGGAUUCGAAGAGAUCGACCAUGGAACAGGUGCAAAAUGGUUCGCUGGAUCGUAGGCGUAAAAGCUCCAAUUUGCAAGGUUUGGCGGACUAUUCGUUACAUAACUGUGUUGGUCACAAAGUGAAUGUCUCCGUUUCAGAUGGCGAUGAAGAAAGUGCAUUGAUGAAACUGGGAGGGAUAACAUUUCCUUUUCUGAGAACUCCCGCGAGUGCUUCCAAAAAUAGCCUUGAUCGUGAAAGCGAUAUCAUCAAACAAGUCAAUAGUUUGGCUCGUACAAGAACACCAUCUGGACGCUUGUUGUCCGAUGAGGAAAUUUUGCGCCAAGUCACAGUCUUGGAUCUUGACUCGAAAGAACGUGUGCCAUUGAGUGAAGCUGACGAGAAGAUACCCACCGCCAUCAACCCGUUGUCGCUACAUAUUAUGCGCCUGACUUCGGAAUACGUGAGUCCAGCGGAGAGCAAAGAGAAAGAUUCAGACGAGGAGAGCAUUUUCACUCACAAGUCACUGACGAGCGAAUCAGGUGAAACUUCCACAGUGAAACGGAAAACCCAACAAUUGAAGCGAUUCUUGGGCAAAACUGCAGAGAAAGCUGUUCACAAGGCAAAGGGUCUGGCGUACAAUGUUGCAGGGAGUGCGAAGUCUCAUAAGGGAACUUCUUCAGCGUUGAGCGUGGCUUCUGGCAGUGGAGCCUGCAGUGUUUCUGGAGGUGCAGCACCAAUGAGUGUCUAUGGUGUUGGAAGUUGCUCUGGACUGGAAUCAGAAAUGCCGGAAAGUGAAUAUGUUGAUGAAACAGUCGGGCAGAGUCGACUCGGUGAAAUCAUGAAGAUGAAAGCUGCAUCCAAACACAAGGGGCCUUAUGAUUUUGACAAUUUGAAGUACGUCCAGUGUUUAAAGAGUGAUGACAGCUCAGCGCUUGGAAGCAUCGCAGGUCCUAUGAUAUGGGCAGCUAAAUUCUCUCCGUGUGGAAGGCUGCUGGCCACUGCGUCCAAAGAAUUUAUAACAAUCUGGGUCCUGUCCAGUGCGUAUGCUUUUUUUGCAGAUAUGAGGACGAAAUAUAAUGCAAAGACGUCACCCACGCCUUCGCAGGAAAAUCUGCAUGAUGAAAUGCGAGGAGAAGGUGGUACUCAAGCCUCUGGUCGUGCAUCUGCAGACGCUAAUGUGCCUUUCUGUCCGACGAGUUUCUGCACAUACGCUGCGCAUACGGCCGUUGUGCUUGAUCUUACUUGGUCAAAGGAGUGCUUGGGAGAACAAUUACUUCCUUCUUUCAUGUUCGAUGGAUCGAACUGUGCGACUGUGGCAUAUUUCAAGGACGGAAUGCUUGUGCUGCUUCCAGCAUGCGGAGGUCGUCACUUCCAUCUGUUUUCAUCCAAGGCCAAGUGCGAAAGCGAAAAUUUUGGAAUCCCAUGCCAGGAUGAUCGUUAUUUCCUGAGCGGCUCUCUGGACGGAAAAUUGAGGCUAUGGAACAUUCCAGACAAGAAGGUCGCUCUAUGGGCUGAAGUAGAAGGCCCGACUAAAUUGAUCACUGCAGCCAAUUUUUGUCAGAACGGGAAGUUUGCAGCUGUUGGAACAUAUGACGGACGCGUAAUCUUCUACAACACGGACCAGUUCAGGUAUCACACACAGAUCCAUAUUAGAUCAUCAUCGAAUUCGUCAAAAAAGUAUAAGUCAAGCAGAGGUCCAAAGGUUACCGGAAUCCUGCCCUGUCAAGGAGAAGAUAAGGUCUUGGUCUCCACGACUGACAGUAGGAUACGGCUGUAUGACUUGCGGGAUUUGAGUUUGAGUUGCAAAUACAAGGGUAAGGGAUUCGUCAUUAGACAUAACCACAUCAAAGCAAACGUGAGUCAGGAUGGAAAUUACAUCGUGACGGGAACUGACAAUGCGCAGGUUUAUUUCUGGAAAACGAAUCACGACUGCGCAAAAUUUUCUUCUGCGAGAAGGGAUCGUAACAUCUAUUACGAAUCGAUUCGCGCAAUGUCGAGCGGAGUUACGCUGGCAACGUUCUCGCCUAACCCACACAUCGUUUUCAUGCAAAUGGAGCGUGAUCGGCUCCAAGCAGAAGACCCUUCUUGUUGCCCACCGGAACCAAAGGACGUUCCCGAAGGAUACGUUGUGGUGACCGCCGAAAACUCUGGGAAUAUCAGAAUCUUCCUGGCUAAAAAAAAAAUGAAGCAUAGCUCAUUACCGACGACUUCUUGGUCGGACGCGGAUUGAUAACGAGCUUUCGUGGCCUUUAUCGUGGAAGACACGCUGUAUUUUUAAGUGGUAUUCCCCUUUUUGGCGGGGUUUGCCUGCAAAGAAUUCACCCUUCUAGUCACAGGGCAACGAGAGGGAUUACAGAUUUGAGAAACGUAUUACUGGGCCUUACGAAAAGAUUUGCUUUAUACAGGCUUAACCUCCGUAUGACAAAGUUGUGAUUGACUUAUUGCAACAAAUAAACACAGUCUGCUUGCCGUCCGA
Notodromas monacha is the source of this 3812-nucleotide messenger RNA. The record is from the annotation of a GenBank genome assembly. NCBI's taxonomy places the organism in Eukaryota, Metazoa, Arthropoda, Ostracoda, Podocopida, Cyprididae.